Messenger RNA from Seminavis robusta, 4345 nucleotides. The record is from the annotation of a GenBank genome assembly. Lineage: Eukaryota; Bacillariophyta; Bacillariophyceae; Naviculales; Naviculaceae.
CAAAUCCCUUCUACGCUGUCCGGGCCAGGCCAGCCAAGCGUUCGUUUUGGGAAUGAGGUUCAACGAGACGAGAGGCAACUCAUUUCUCUCUACACAGCAAAGCAAAGAGAGGAAUUCUUUUUUCACAACAGCAAACCAAACAACGACAUAUCAUUCUUGCAGAGCAGCAAGAAUGCUAUUUAUCUGAGAGACUCAUUCUUCUACGUUCACAACAGUAGAAUCAAUCUCUCUUUCUUUCUUAUUAUCAUUCGGAUCAGCGUCUUUGGUAGCAGAAGAAGCGCCAAAAAGUCCCUGAUCAACCAAAAGUUUGUGACUGAACACCAAAAACAACGGCGAGUUCAGUCAAAUCAAGUCCUUCUUAUCUUUCCCCAACAGGAACAAUUAAGAUAAUGGCACAAUAUAACCCACAAGCUCAACAAGGCGGAGGUGGGCGUGGAGGUGGCGGUCGCGGGUAUCAAGGCCGUGGAGGCGGAGGGCCUCAACAUCAGGGACGUCCCGUGGGAGCUUGGCAAACAUCAGCUCCUACUUCGUCCCUGCAACAAGCUGCUUAUGGCAGACAGCAACAGCAGGGUGGCUACCAUCAUCACAACCAGCAUCACCACAAUCAACAAAAUUAUAGCCAACACCACCAUCACAACCAACAUCUCCCAAAUGCGGUACCUCCACAUGGAGGGCCACCAGGUCCUUAUGCCGGCGUCCACGUUGCUCCCCCUCAUCAUCAACAGCAUCACUAUAAUCCAUACGCCCACCAGGGAUCGUAUCGUGGAGGACAGCCUCAGCCUGGUGGCUGGCAGCAGGCUGCAUACCCACAAGGAGGGGUCUAUUAUCCUCCUGCUACCGCGCAUCCACCAGCAGCUGCUGCCGCGGCUCCGGUCGUGCAACCUCCAAAACCCAGAGAAAAGAAGCCUUUGCUCAUCACGGAUAAGCACGGUAACGUCCCAGACUGGUCCAAAAAGGGCACCAAAUCGUCUCUUCGGGCCGCUGUGGCUGCCGAGAGGGGAGAGACGGACGAAAAGCGUUCGGAUGCCGGAUCCAAGCUCAAAGAGGCAGCGCUAGCGGCACUGAAUCAAACAGACGAAGCUGACAAGCCCAAGGAAACCCCGAAAGACGAAACUGGCGACUCGCCAAAGCCCACGGAAGAAACCCCAGAACCCAAAGAGGAACCUCCGAAGGAAGAAAAGGCGGCUCCUGCUCCCACUCCUCCUCCUGCUCCUCCUGCAAAACCCGUCGAAGAGCCCCCGAAGAAGCCAGAAGAAAAGGCGGCCCCUGCACCGGCGCCUGCUCCCGAAAAGGAACCCGAGCCAGCCCCAGAACCACCAAAACCAGUCGAAGAGCCUCCGAAGCCAGCCUCAGAACCUCCGAAAGCGACUCCAGAGCCACCAAAACCAGUCGAAACUCCCGCACCGGAACCACCGGCCAAGGAAGAAAAGAAGGAGGAACCCCCCAAGCCAGCUACAAAAACACUCGCAGAACUUGCUGCUGCGGCACCGCCACCAUCCGCAAAGCCGCUUUCGGCAGCCGCGGCAGUCAAGUCGGGCAAUGGCUCGUCGUUGGCGGCAGCAGCUACAAAGAAGCCCAACAUGGCAGCAGUGGCAGCUGCACCAGCUCCUUCUCCCGCCAAAGUUGGUCUUCGUCCUGGGGGCAAGACUCGUUCGACGCCUGCACCCUCCGGCAAAGGGCGUAUUGUGUUCGACAAGAAGUCUCUGAUGAAAUACAAGAGCUGCGAGUCAUGCUUGCAACGGCCCGAAAGUCUCCCUGAUAUGACGAUUGUCAAGGGACCAGCCAAGCCACAAGGUGGCGGUGGCGGCGGCGGUGGAGGCAACAAUCGCAACCGCGACGGAGGUGGCGGUCGGCGGGACUGGGACCGCGGACAACAACAACCUCGAAGAAGAGGAAGUCAACAAGGAAACAAUAACAACAAUGACAACUGGACACGUGGUAAUGAGCCUCCCAGGAACAAAAAUUCAAGAAAUAAUAAUCGCCGUGGCAGCCAAGGUAAUCAACCUCCGCUCUAUGAUGGACCGGUGGCGCCACUUGUCAAAUCUGCAAAUGGAUGGAAGCCGACAAAGGAUAAUUCACCUCUCGCGGCAGCGGAGAAACAAGUCAAGAGUAUCCUGAACAAGAUGACGAAGGAGAAAUUUGACCGUCUGAGUACACAAAUGAUUGAAAUUCAGGUUCUCAGUUAUGACAUGCUCACAAUGAUGCUUCACAAUGUCUACGAAAAGGCCAUCGAUGAACCUUCCUUUGGUGAGAUGUACGCGGAAUUAUGUGUCAAAAUGUCCAAGGGAGCCACUCAAGCCAACAAUGACUUCGUCAAGUUGAUUGAAAGUGAUGAAGAACCGCCGACCGAAGGUGAUGCCGCCCCAGCUUCCCAGCAGUCCCAAAGCAGCUCUCACAUCGUGUAUCGGUGGAGUAAUGAUGUUAGCACAACUGAUGAUGAAGUUGUGGGACCUUUCCCGAAUGCUGAUGCUUGUGUCAAUGCCGCACUCGAAGGGUCCGGUGAACCACAAAAACGGGGUGAAAUGGUAUUGGAGUUGGUGAAAUUGAUCAUCAAGCAGGGCGUCUUUGUCAAAGUCAUGAAAAAGAAGGAUGCCAGCCCAAGCGAUGGUGACAUCUUCUACACGGUCUACUUCAAUGUCGACGAAGCCGAGGAGUGUGGCCAACAACUGUCGGAGAUCUUCCUGAGCGAGGUCGAGUGCAUUUCAAAUGCCAAGAAGUUUAACAGCUUCAAGCGUUCUCUUCUCAACAAGUGUGAGGAUGAGUUCAAGAAGAAGGAGAUUUUUGCUGACUGGGAGAAGGAGAAGAAGGAGUAUGAGGAGAAAAAGAGCACCUUCACACCUGCCCAGCAAGCGGAGAAGGAGGAGGACUUUGAAUUUCGCCGACUCAAAAUCAAGAAGCAGAAGCUUGGAAAUGCCAAAUUCAUUGGUCAGCUCUACAAGGCAGGUCUUCUCAAGGAGAAGAUUGUGAGGUUUUGUGUCAGUGAUCUUCUGAAGCUUGAAGAGUUGACGGAGGUCAGGUCGAAGAACCCCGAGUACAAGGACAGCUGUGACUACCAAAUCGACCUAGAGGACCACGAAGCAAUUUGCAGUUUGUUCUCGACAGUGGGUAAUACUAUUGAUCACAAAACAGCUGCUGAUUUCAUGAAGGUUUGCUUUAACAAAAUCUACAAGCUCAGUGUGGACCAGAAGAACUUGCCUGCUCGCUCCCGAUUCAUGUACAAGGACUUGAUUGAGUUGCGAGAGAACAGAUGGGUUCCUCGCCGCGAUGAGGGCAAAGCCAAGAGUCUGGAAGAAAUUCGCAAGGACUUUGAGCGAGAAGAAAAGAAGCAGGCACAACAGUCACAGCAGGGCUAUCGCAAUGAUCGAAAUGACAACCGACGAGGCAGCCAGCAGACUGGUGGCUAUGACAACCGACGCGGGGGCAACUACGGUGGACGUGGAGGAGGCGGUGGUGGUGGUGGCAGGAAUCGCCCAAGUGCCAAACCAGCACAAGAAACUGAUGAUGAUGGUUUCACUGUUAUUGGUCGUGGAGGCAACAAGGGCCACUUCCAAUCUGGUGGAGGUGGUGGCGGCGGCGGUGGUGGUCGUGGGAACUCUCAACCAAAACAACAGUCCAUGCCCAAGUCAGGUUCGAAAUCAAAUUUUUCUUCCCUCAAUAAUGAAAACAGGAGUAAGUCACCUCAGCAGGGCAGGAGAAGCAAGUCACCUACAGGCGCACCAAGCACACCAGCUCCGGCUGCGCUAUCGCCAGAGAAACUGGAGCGUCGCAUCAAGAGCAUGCGGUCUGAGUUCAUGCAAGACGGAAACAUUGAUGAGCUCCUCCUCUCAAUGGACGAGUUGAGUGGAACACCGGAUGCAGGCCAAACUCUUGUCUUGAAGAGUGCUGAUUCUCUGUUGGAGUGCAAGGAGGCUGAACGCAAGGCAAUAACAGACACCAUUCGGAUACUAUACGAGAAGAAGAAGCUGUCGAAGGAUGAUAUUCGGAAUGGGUUGGUUGACUGCAUUGAGUUUAUUGAUAGUAUGGUCUGUGACUGUCCCAAGGUGUUUGAGUAUGUUGCUGACUUGCUGAGUGCCUUAUUCAAAGUGAAUGCUGUUGAUGUGCAGUGGCUAUGUGAUUCGUUGGAGAAGACUAAGGUUGAUCCGGAUACGCCAGCACCAGAGAAACUCACCAGAGCAACCAUUACCAGUGUUCGAAGUCAAGACGGGCCUGAUGCUGCUAAAGAUAUCUUUGGGAAAUCAUCAAGCGCCAUGAAUAGUCUUCUUGGCGCCGACAAGUGGAAUGCAAUUUCCAAAGACCUGCUAGGAUAACCUGAAUAUUCUACUAGACAUAAAUUUUGCAUUGCUGC